Eremomyces bilateralis CBS 781.70 is the source of this 1632-nucleotide messenger RNA. RefSeq lists its product as uncharacterized. NCBI's taxonomy places the organism in Eukaryota, Fungi, Ascomycota, Dothideomycetes, Eremomycetales, Eremomycetaceae. Bases 276 to 1439 code for a protein of 387 amino acids. The transcript has a single exon. The record is from RefSeq and is a predicted model, not a curated record.
UAGUGUGGAGUUACUAACUCCCAAUUAUUGAGUGCUGAGGCGAGGCGCCUACCCCUGCUGAUACGCUACGGUAUGCUGCUGGUCUGCCGCAGCCCGCGUCGCAGAAUUGGUUCUGAAGAGGCGGAGUAAUCAUCGAUUCGGACUAGUACUUUUGACCGGAAUUUGUCAAGAAGGGCGUCCUUCGAACUUCAUGCUUGAGUUCCUUUCUCAUUUUCUUUCUUUAAGCCUGUACGACCAGUCCGUCAUUUUCUUCUCUAUUUGAAGUUCCGCCUACCAUGCCUUCCAAGAAACUGUCUAACGAUGGCCGCCCGGACGACGCACUGUCCCUCCAUACCAACCCAGAUCUCGAACCCGAGCCGUACCGCGAUGAUGCCGCCGACGAUGAUACUCCUGAUAUCGGAGACCUUCCACCUGCAUACACUGACGAUCUGAUACCCCAGCCCGAUAAUUUUGUCUCUGAACUGAAGCCGUUCGGAGUGUCGGAUUCUAGCAACAGCGCGGCAUACUAUAUCAAUCAGCGUCUCGACGCCGACCCCGCCUUCCUCGAGCGUGCCGUGAAUCGUUGGGCGAAAACUCCACCGCGACCAUUUGUCCAACUUCGCGGCACGCACAAGGAGCACAAGGAGACCAAGGACAAUGGGAAGAAACGCGUAGACGUCGUAGAUUUCGAUAUCAAGAUCGACUUGACACCCUAUCUGUAUACGGACCCCAAGUGCGACCGGGCGUGGACCUCGAUGCGGACCGUCGAGAACACCGAGAAGACGCACCGUGGGACCGUUUGGCGAAAGCGUGGGGCGGGAGCCAAGCAGGAUAUCGAGGUUGGCGGGAGCGCGAAGCCGAGCUUGAAAGAAUGGUGCCACCGAUACUGCGCAUCUCAUGCACGCCUACGAAGCUUUCGCGUGACGAGGACCGUCACUGGACUCGAUAACAAGCUUCUUUGCCGGUCACUCGAGGCGCUGGUUCGCCAAACCAAUUAUAGGGGCCAUCUCUCCAUCACGUUCCCCCUCGAGCAGAACGCCGUCGAAGUGUAUUCGGAUGCCCAUAUCAAUCACUGGCGCUUGACAUUCUGGAUCUGCUGGAUCUUCUACUUCACGCUCUUAUUCAUUUUCACCUGGCCGGCACUCUUCUUCGCCACGAAGCGCUACGCGGUAGUUAUCGUUGAGUGGCCGUUUUCCCGAAUGGACGACGCAGGUCGGAAGAAGUACGUCUCGGUCAGUGAGGAGUCGUGGCUCUUGCAGUGGAACCGCGCGGUUUUCAAGGCCAUUAUGGCGAAACGCCAAGGCGUCCUGGAUCAGCAGGAUCUGCUUCAGUCACAUCUGCCAGAUCCGGAAGUCGAUACCGGAAAUCGAGCUAUUGAUGGAGCUGUUGGACUUCUUGCUGCCGGAGUCAAUGCUUAUGCUGAAGUCAACAGGCGUCUCGGAUGGGGACAGGACCGCUGAAUGUCUUGGGGAAGACUCCUGUUCUGCCAAAGUUAUGGUGUCAAUUAUGCAACAAUUUGGCUUGGGAUGCGCUUCGUUUUAGCGGCAUUCGAUUUUCCCGACGGCGUAGUUCCUGGUUCAAGUUCGUUUGGGUUUCUACUCGUCCUAGCCUUCGGAUCCAGAUGUUAUCGUCAUGAGUGUCAUUACCUUACAU